AUGGGAAUAGUAGAAAAAGCUUCUGGUUCUUUAGACUCAGUCUCCUUUGAGGAUGUGGCUGUGAACUUCACGCUAGAGGAGUGGGCUUUGCUGGAUCCUUCACAGAAAAAACUCUACAGAGAUGUUAUGUGGGAAACCUUCAGGAACCUGCAGUCAAUAGGAAAAAAACAGAAAGACCAGAGCAUUGAAGAUCAGUACAAAAAACAGGGGAGAAAUCUCAGAAUUCAUGUGGUAGAGAAACUCUAUGAAAGUAAAGAAGGUAGUCAAUGUGAAGAAAGUUUCAGCCAGAUUCCAAAUCUCAGUCUGAACAAGAAAACUCAUACAGGAGUAAAGCCAUAUAAAUGCAGUGUGUGUGGAAAAGUCUUCAUUUGUAAUUCAUCCCUUAAUAGGCACAUUAGAUCUCAUAGCAGACACAAACCAUAUAAGUGUCAAGAAUAUGGAGAGAAGCCAUAUAAAUGUAAGGAAUGUGGGAAAGGCUUCAGUUAUCUGCAAUCUUUUAAAAAACAUAAAAGAACGCAUAGUGCAGAGAUAUCCUACAAAUGUGAGGACUGUGGAAAAGCCUUCAGUUGUAGAUAUUCUUUACAAAUACAUGGAAGAACUCAUAUUGGAGGGAAACCCUAUGAAUGUAAAAAAUGUGGAAAAGCAUUCAGACAUCAUCAAUCUGCUCAAGUACAUGAAAAAUCUCAUACUGGAGAGAAACCGUACAAAUGUAAAGAAUGUGGAAAAACCUUCAGUUAUCGCCAUAGUGUUCGAAAACAUGAAAGGAAUCACACUUCACAAAAAUAUUAUGAAUGUAAACAAUGUGGGAAAACCUACAUGUCCACUCUAGGUUUUCGAGCACAUGAAAGAACCCACACUGGAGAAAAACCCUAUGAAUGUAAAAAAUGUGGAAAAGCAUUCAUGUAUCACUACUCUGCUCAAAGACAUGAAAAAACUCACACUGGAGAGAAACCCUACAAAUGUAAGGAAUGUGGAAAAGCCUUCAGUUAUCACCAUACUGCUCAAAAACAUGAAAGGAAUCACACUGAUCAGAAACGCUAUGAAUGUGAACAAUGUGGAAAAAUUUACAUGACUCCUCUAGGCUUUCGUGCACAUGUAAGUACCCACACUGGAGAAAAACUCUAUGAGUGCAAAAAAUGUGGAAAAGUGUUCAAAUAUAGCCAGUCUAUGAAAACACAUGAAAGGACUCAUACUGGAGAUAAACCCUACAAAUGUAAGGAAUGUGGAGAAGCCUUCAGUUGUCGCUAUUAUGCUCAAAAACAUGAAAGGACUCACACUGCAGAGAAAGAGUAUGAAUGUAAAACAUGUGGGAAAACCUACAUUUCUCCUCUAGGUUUCCGAACACACGAAAGAACUCACACUGGAGAGAAACCCUAUAAGUGUAAGGAAUGCGGGAAAGCCUUCAUUCAUUCCAGUUAUAUUCACAUGCAUGAAAGAAUUCAUACUGGAGAGAAACCCUAUGAAUGUAGGGAAUGUAGAAAAUCCUUCAGCUUUCUUACAGCCUUUCAAGUACACAUGAGAAUGCAUAAUCAAAAUGAACCUUACAAAUGUCAGGAAUGUGGCAAAACCUUCCGUUGGCGUGCAUCCUUACAAAAACAUGCGAGGAGAGUGCACACUGAAUAA
Messenger RNA from Propithecus coquereli (Coquerel's sifaka), 1623 nucleotides. RefSeq names its product zinc finger protein 709-like. Bases 1 to 1623 code for a protein of 540 amino acids. Lineage: Eukaryota; Metazoa; Chordata; Mammalia; Primates; Indriidae. The transcript is spliced from 5 exons. Gene Ontology annotation, biological process: regulation of DNA-templated transcription. The record is from RefSeq and is a predicted model, not a curated record.